ACGACAGUGUCGUCAAGUUGGACUCACUUGGACUGGGUGGAGCAAUCCGUGAAUCCGGUAAUGACUCGAUUAAAAAGUCCAAUUAAACAAAUUGCAUAAAAAAUAAAUCUCCCGAUUUAGUUAUCAAUAUGAGUAAGUUUUUUACAACUGGAACAGAUUCGGAGUCUGAUAGUUCAUCGGAAGAAGAACAGCUGCCAAGAGCACCAGCACAAACUUUCAUUUACAGUGAUGAUGAGGAAGAAACAAAAAGGGUGGUAAGAUCCACCAAAGAAAAAAGAUACGAAGAUAUUACCAAUUGUAUCAAAGCAAUUAAAAAUCAUAAAAAAAUUAAAGAUGUUCCCAAUGUAUUGGAAUCAUUUGAAAAUUUACAAAAAGCAUUUACAAAAUCUCAAAAUGUCAUUUUAAAAAAUGAAGAUGGAAAAAUUCCAAUAUUUUAUACUCGUUGUUUGGCUGAACUAGAUGAUUUUGUCAAUGAAAAUUGGGAUGAUCGUAAAAAUAUGGCUAAAAAUAGUUCAAAAGCAUUGACAACACUUCGUCAAAGAGUUCGUAAAUAUAUCAAAGAUUUUGAAACUGAAAUUGCAAAGUUUCGUGAAAAUCCAGAUGAUGCUGAUGAUGAUGAUGACGAUGAAGCAAUUGAAUCUGGAGGAGAAGAUGAUGAUGAAGAAGAUGAAGCUAAUGAAAAAGCAGUGUCAUUUAAAAAAACAGUUGAAAUUGUUGAACCAACAGAUGUAAAAAAAUCAACAGAUGAUAAAAGUGGUGUUGACGAUGAUGAUGAUGAUGAAUCAGACUGGGGACAAGAUUCUGAUACUGAAAGUUCAAGUUCUGAUGAUGAUGGUGGCUAUAAAGAUUUACGUGAAAAAUUCAUAAAACGUGCAACUGCUGAUAAAGAUGAUGAUGAUGAUAAAGGAACAAAAAAAGAUCAACGUAAAGAACGUAUUGAAAAAGAACGUAAAAAGAAAAAAGAAGAACCAAUGAAAGAUGAUGGACAAGGUGAAUGGCAUAUUGUUGAAAAAGGUGUAAGUGUACAAUUGGAAAAACCAAAAAUGUUUGCUAAAGAUGCUGAUAUUAAUGUACAAACAGUAUUGAAAAAAUUAAAUGAAAUAAUUGCUGCACGUGGAAAAAAACGUACAGAUCGUCGUGAACAAAUUGAAUUAUUACAUGAAUUAUUAUCAAUAACUGAAUCAAAUACACUUGGUCCAGCAAUAAUAAUUAAAAUUAAAUUACAAAUGGUAUCAUCAAUAUUUGAUUAUAAUCCAAAAGUAUCUGAUGCAAUGAAACCAGAAUAUUGGAAAAAAUUAUUAGAAAGAAUUAAUGAAAUAUUAAAUAUGUUAAUUACAAAUCCAGAUAUGGAAAUUGCUGAAUCAGUAUCUGAAGAUGCUGAAGAAUUUGAAGUAUCACCAUAUAAAAUACAUGGUUGUAUUUUAACAAUUGCUGAACGUCUUGAUGAAGAAUUUAUAAAAUUAUUAAAAGAAUGUGAUCCACAUUCAAAUGAUUAUGUUGAUCGUUUAAAAGAUGAAAUAAUUGUUGCAGCAGUUAUUGAUAAAGUACAAGAAUACUUGGAACUUCAUGGUUCACCAUCAGAAUUAUGUCGUAUUUAUUUACGUAAAAUUGAUCAUUUAUAUUAUAAAUUUGAUCCAACUGUACUUGAACAAAAAGAUGGUACAAUUGAAAAAACAAUAACAACAUCAGUACAAGUUAUGGAAAAAUUGUGUAAAUAUAUUUAUGCAAAUGAUUUAACUGAUCGUAUAAGAACAAGAGCAAUAUUAUCACAUAUUUAUCAUCAUGCUCUACAUGACAAUUGGUUUCAAGCACGUGAUUUAGUAUUAAUGUCACAUUUACAAGAAACAAUACAACAUUCUGAUCCAUCAACUCAAAUAUUGUAUAAUCGUACAAUUGCACAUCUUGGUUUAUGUGCAUUUCGUCAUGGUAAUAUUAAAGAUGCACAUAAUUGUCUUGUUGAUUUAAUGAUGACUGGUAAAGUUAAAGAAUUAUUAGCUCAAGGUUUAUUACCACAAAGACAACAUGAAAGAAGUAAAGAACAAGAAAAAAUUGAAAAACAAAGACAAAUGCCAUUUCAUAUGCAUAUUAAUUUAGAAUUAUUAGAAUGUGUUUAUCUUGUAUCAGCAAUGCUCAUUGAAAUACCAUAUAUGGCUGCACAUGAAUUUGAUGCACGUCGUCGUAUGAUAUCAAAAACAUUUUAUCAACAAUUACGUUCAAGUGAACGUCAAUCAUUAGUUGGUCCACCAGAAUCAAUGCGUGAACAUAUUGUUGCUGCAUCAAAAGCAAUGCGUAAUGGUAAUUGGGUAUCAUGUAAUGCAUUUAUUAUUAAUGAAAAAAUGAAUGCUAAAGUAUGGGAUUUAUUCUAUCAAGCUGAUAAAGUACGUGAUAUGUUGACACGUUUAAUUAAAGAAGAAGCAUUGAGAACAUAUUUAUUUACUUAUUCUCAUGUUUAUGAUUCAAUAUCAAUGCCAACACUUGCUGAUAUGUUUCAACUUCAACGUCCAAUUGUACACUCGACAAUAAGUAAAAUGAUUAUUAAUGAAGAAUUAAUGGCAUCACUUGAUGAUCCAUCAGAGACUGUUGUUAUGCAUCGUAGUGAUCCAAGUCGUUUACAAUCAUUGGCAUUACAAUUAACUGAUAAAGUUAAUAAUUUUGUUGAUUCAAAUGAACGUAUAUUUGAAAUGAAACAAGGCAAUUUCUUUUCACGAGGUGGCAAUCAAGGUAACUUUAGAGAUCGACAGAAUUUUAAUCGUCAAGGACAAGACUGGAACAGGCAGAGAAAUCAACGAAAUCGUAACAAUGAUCGUAACAAUGAUCGCAACAAUGACCGUAAUAAUGAUCGCAACAAUGAUCGUAACAAUGAUCGUAAUUAAAUAUUAUAUUCUUUGGAUGAAAAAAAGAUCAUCAUCAACUAUCAUCAAUUUAAAUUUAUUUUAAUUUUUUUUCUUUUAAAUAUUUUUUGCUAAUUUUCUAAUGACAUUUACAGGUUGUUAAUUGUAUCCAAUUAAUAUUUUUUUUUCUUUUUUUUUAAAUUAAUCAUAAUAAAUAUUCAUACUAAAUAAAAAAAU
Molecule: messenger RNA, 3068 nt
Organism: Aphidius gifuensis
Lineage: Eukaryota; Metazoa; Arthropoda; Insecta; Hymenoptera; Braconidae
Product: eukaryotic translation initiation factor 3 subunit C-like
Exons: 4
Coding region: 129-2873 (914 amino acids)
Biological process (GO): translational initiation
Cellular component (GO): eukaryotic translation initiation factor 3 complex
Molecular function (GO): RNA binding; translation initiation factor binding; translation initiation factor activity
Source: RefSeq, a predicted model, not a curated record